This is a messenger RNA of Chanos chanos (milkfish), 1704 nucleotides long. It is a transcript of the gene gdf10a, whose product is annotated as growth differentiation factor 10a. Gene Ontology annotation, cellular component: extracellular region. Gene Ontology annotation, biological process: positive regulation of osteoblast differentiation. The transcript has 7 exons. The record is from RefSeq and is a predicted model, not a curated record. Gene Ontology annotation, molecular function: growth factor activity; cytokine activity. Lineage: Eukaryota; Metazoa; Chordata; Actinopteri; Gonorynchiformes; Chanidae. The coding region runs from base 1 to 1704 and encodes 567 amino acids.
AUGGGAAGAGGUAAGGGAGGUGCUGGAGAAGAGGAGCAGAGGUACGGGGCUGAUGAAAACCUGCAGCUGUUCCCCCUCCCUCGACGUGGUCUCGGUUCACAGGACCCCCUUAGCCGACUGCACCUUUUCAGAACCCUCAGAGGUUCUAAACCUCUCUUUGGAGGAAUGCGGCCGUUUGACAUUCGAGACCGCUUUCUCCAUCAGUUAGCCUCGGCGCUCUGGGAGACUUUAACGGACAACGGGAAAAAAGGGGGCACUGGAGGUCAAGACGGAAUGGGCUCGGAGAGCAAGAGGUCCGAAACCAACUUUCAGCACGAAGAGUUCCACACGAGCUCAGUCGGUGAUUCUCUGGAGAAUGUCAAGUUCAGGUUUUUGAUGCACCUGCUUUUGUUUUUGGCUAAUACCGAAUUCGGCGGAGCAACAUCGGACCCUGUACCCUCAAGGAGUAGUACGCACGAGAGUGAUGAGUUGGAUUUCCCAGAUGUUAAACUUGCAGGCACUGUCGAGGAUAUGCUCUCGCAACAUAUGUUCAAACUCUACGAUAAAUACAACAGAGAAGCCAGUUCCCAGAAAAACGGAAAUACUGUCAGAAGUUUUAAAGUAACUCCAGAGACUGUGGAGCAGAAAGUCCUGUACCAACUGAAUCUGACUUCCCUUCAGGAAUCUGAGGUCAUUCUCAGCACAACUUUUCACUUUUACUUCGACAAGCGUCCGCGUCAGAGGCUGUGGUUCUGCAAGCGUUUUAAAAACCCAUCCUGUCGCGUGCAGACCCUUCACCAGCUCCCGUCUCUCCGUCUCCUCUUCCGCAGCCCCUCUGGAGGUGCUUCCCAGGGUUCCCAGUUAGGAAACGUCACCUUGUUCCCUGUAAGGAGAGGAACAUGGCAGACCAAGAGUGUGACUCACAUCAUAAAGGAGGCAAGAAGUAAGAACCAACUCCUCAUUAAUGUGGAAUUUGAUUAUGGAGAAAAGUACCAGAGGUAUCAGGACAAGCUCUCUCCGUCCAGCCUUCCGUACCUGCUGGUGUAUGCGGACGAUCUGGCCAUCUCGGAGCCCAACAGCGUGGCUAUGAGCUUACAGAGAUACGACCCCUUCCCGACGGACGAGGAGUCCGCUCGCUCUUUGAACUCGUCUCCCGACGCGCGGUUCAGGCGAGACCUGCACGUCUCAGAUCCUCUUCUCAGCAACGAGCUCCCAGAGGUGGAAUACGACAGCUUCAAACAGCAUGACACAUGGGAUGCCGCUUACCUGGCCCUCAAGCCCAAGCUCUCCAAGAAAGAGCGAAGGAGAAAAGGCCAGGAGCAGGGAGAAGGGUUGAGAAAUUCACAGGUUCUCAGCUUUGACGAGAAAACCAUGAAGAAAGCGAGGAGGAGACAAUGGAAGGAGCCGCGUAACUGUUCCAAGAGAUACCUGAAGGUGGACUUUGCGGACAUCGGUUGGAGCGAGUGGAUCUUGUCUCCCAAAUCUUUCGACGCGUACUACUGCGCGGGGACGUGCGAGUUCCCCAUACCCAAGGUGGUUCGUCCUUCCAACCACGCGACGAUCCAGAGCAUUGUGAAAACCGUUGGGAUUAUUCCCGGCAUCCCAGAACCCUGCUGUGUCCCGGACAAGAUGAACCCUCUUACCGUCCUCUUCCUGGAUGAGGCGAAAAAUAUUGUUCUGAAGACCUACCCCAACAUGUCUGUAGAUACGUGUGCUUGUCGAUAA